GAAUCAUUCUUUGUGUUUUUCUGAUCACUCUUCAGUUUUAUGCAGCAUGUCUGUCCCUCUGUUCAGCUCAUAUUUCAAAUGAGGAAGUUCAACCUUUUUCUUUUUGACGGUUUCCAGUUGACUUUCACUUUGUCUGCUGAUCGUGGCGCAGCGUCUUUCCUCCAUCUAAAGGAGACACUUUGGCGCCAUCUAGUGGACUGACAGCAUAUUCAAUCUUGGAUGUGAAUGGAGCAGCAUGAAUCAGAGUGAGGACAGAGAGGAGGGAGUCCCUCCCUCUAAAACCACUCUGUGUGGGGAACAUGAGAGCCAGACCAAAGCUCAGAGCCCAGAGCAGCAGCACUCACCACACUCUGCUGGACCUGGACCUGGACCUGGACCCAGCUGUGUGUCCAUGAAGAGCAACAAGUCAAUGGAUCGUCCUGUUAAAUUCAGACAAUCUGUUGAUGGAAGUUUCAGGAUCCAGCAGCAGAGACCAGACUCUCCUGAACCCAGCUGUCUGUCUUUAAAGAGCGACCGGUCAAAGGGCUUGGACAUUGACUUUAAAGGGCGACGUCCAUCAGCUGAUCAGAUAGUGGACCAGGAGAGCUCAGAGGUUCCCAGUGGUCAGUCUGCCCAGCAGCAUCAAACACACCUGGACUCCAUAUUUAUGCUGCUGGAGGAGAACAUCGUCACUUUUGUGAAGAAGGAGCUGAAGAAGAUCCAGAAGGUUCUGAGUCCAGAUUACCCAGAAUGCUUAGAGAGUCAGAGGGAGGAUGAGGAGGUGUUGGACGGUGAGGAUGAAGAGCAGAGGAGGAGCAGCAGAGAGGAGUUUCUGAAGAUCACACUGAACUUCCUGAGGAGAAUGAAGCAGGAGGAGCUGGCUGACUGUCUGCAGAGCAGACACGUUGCUGCAGUUUGUCGACGUAAACUUAAAUCUAACCUGAAGAAGAAGUUCCAGUGUUUGUUUGAAGGGAUCUCUAAAGCAGGAAACCCAACCCUUCUGAAUCAGAUCUACACAGAGCUCUACAUCACAGAGGGAGGGACUGGAGAGGUCAAUGAUGAACAUGAGGUCAGACAGAUUGAAACAGCAUCCAGGAAACCAGACAGACCAGAAACAACCAUCAGACAAGAAGACCUCUUUAAAGCCUCACCUGGAAGAGAUGAACCAAUCAGAACAGUGAUGACAAAGGGAGUGGCUGGCAUUGGGAAAACAGUCUUAACACAGAAGUUCACUCUGGACUGGGCUGAAGACAAAGCCAACCAGGACAUACACUUCACAUUUCCAUUCACUUUCAGAGAGCUGAAUGUGCUGAAAGAGAAAAAGUUGAGCUUGGUGGAACUUGUUCAUCACUUCUUUACUGAAACCAAAGAAGCAGGAAUCUGCAGGUUUGAAGAGUUCCAGGUUGUGUUCAUCUUUGACGGUCUGGAUGAGUGUCGACUUCCUCUGGACUUCCACAACACUGAGAUCCUGACUGAUGUUACAGAGUCCACCUCAGUGGACGUGCUGCUGACAAACCUCAUCAGGGGGAAACUGCUUCCCUCUGCUCGCCUCUGGAUAACCACACGACCUGCAGCAGCCAAUCAGAUCCCUCCUGAGUGUGUUGACAUGGUGACAGAGGUCAGAGGGUUCACCGACCCACAGAAGGAGGAGUACUUCAGGAAGAGGUUCAGAGAUGAGGAGCAGGCCAGCAGGAUCAUCUCCCACAUCAAGACCUCACGAAGCCUCCACAUCAUGUGCCACAUCCCAGUCUUCUGCUGGAUCACUGCUACAGUUCUGGAGGAUGUGUUGAAAACCAGAGAGGGAGGAGAGCUGCCCAAGACCCUGACUGAGAUGUACAUCCACUUCCUGGUGGUUCAGACCAAACUGAAGACCAUCAAGUAUGAUGGAGGAGCUGGGACAGAUCCACACUGGAGUCCAGAGACCAGGAAGAUGAUUGAGUCUCUGGGAAAACUGGCUUUUGAUCAGCUGCAGAAAGGAAACCUGAUCUUCUAUGAAUCAGACCUGACAGAGUGUGGCAUCGAUAUCAGAGCAGCCUCAGUGUACUCAGGAGUGUUCACACAGAUCUUUAAAGAGGAGAGAGGACUGUACCAGGACAAGGUGUUCUGCUUCGUCCAUCUGAGUGUUCAGGAGUUUCUGGCUGCUCUUCAUGUCCAUCUGACCUUCAUCAAGUCUGGAGUCAAUCUGCUGUCAGAAGAACAAACAACCUCCCAGAAGUCUGAACUGAUUAGAGAUAAACCUGAACCAACACAGUUCUACCAGAGUGCUGUGGACAAGGCCUUACAGAGUCCAAAUGGACACCUGGACUUGUUCCUCCGCUUCCUCCUGGGUCUUUCACUGCAGACCAAUCAGACUCUCCUACGAGGUCUGCUGACACUGACAGGAAGUAGCUCAGAGACCAAUCAGGAAACAGUCCAGUACAUCAAGAAGAAGAUUGAAGAGACUCCCUCUGCAGAGAAAAGCAUCAACCUGUUCCACUGUCUGAAUGAACUGAAUGAUCGUUCUCUAGUGGAGGAGAUCCAACAGUCCCUGAGUUCAGGACGUCUCUCCACAGAUAAACUGUCUCCUGCUCAAUGGUCAGCUCUGGUCUUCAUCUUACUGUCAUCAGAGAAAGAUCUGGAUGUGUUUGACCUGAAGAAAUACUCUGCUUCAGAGGAGGCUCUUCUGAGGCUGCUGCCAGUGGUCAAAGCCUCUAACAAAGCUCUACUGAGUGACUGUAACCUCUCAGAGAGAAGCUGUGAAGCUCUGUCCUCAGUUCUCAGCUCCCAGUCCUCUAGUCUGAGAGAUCUGGACCUGAGUAACAACAACCUGCAGGAUUCAGGAGUGAAGAUGUUGUCUGUUGGACUGGAGAGUCCACACUGUUCACUGGAGACUCUCAGACUGAGUGACUGUAACCUCUCAGAGAGAAGCUGUGAAGCUCUGUCCUCAGUUCUCAGCUCCCAGUCCUCUAGUCUGAGAGAUCUGGACCUGAGUCACAAUGACCUGCAGGAUUCAGGAGUGAAGAUGUUGUCUGUUGGACUGGAGAGUCCACACUGUUCACUGGAGACUCUCAGACUGAGUGGCUGUAACCUCUCAGAGAGAAGCUGUGAAGCUCUGUCCUCAGUUCUCAGCUCCCAGUCCUCUAGUCUGAGAGAUCUGGACCUGAGUCACAAUGACCUGCAGGAUUCAGGAGUGAAGAUGUUGUCUGUUGGACUGGAGAGUCCACACUGUUCACUGGAGACUCUCAGACUGAGUGGCUGUAACCUCUCAGAGAGAAGCUGUGAAGCUCUGUCCUCAGUUCUCAGCUCCCAGUCCUCUAGUCUGAGAGAUCUGGACCUGAGCUACAAUCACCUGAGAGAGUCAGGAGUGAAGAUGUUGUCUGUUGGACUGGAGAGUCCACACUGUUCACUGGAGACUCUCAGGUUGAAUCAAACCAGUCUGACAGAGAAAAGCUGUCAGGAGAUAUCAUCAGUUCUCAGCUCCCAGUCCUCUAGUCUGAGAGAUCUGGACCUGAGUAACAACAACCUGCAGGAUUCAGGAGUAAAGAUGUUGUCUGUUGGACUGGAGAGUCCACACUGUUCACUGGAGACUCUCAGCCUGUUAGGCUGUCUGAUCUCAGAGGAAGGCUGUUCUUCUCUGGCCUCAGCUCUGAGAUCCAACCCCUCCCAUCUGAGAGAGCUUGACCUGAGCUACAAUCAUCCAGGAGACUCAGGAGUGAAGCUGCUGUCUGCUGGAGUGAGGAGUCGACACUGUUCACUGGAGACUCUCAGCCUGUCAGGCUGUCUGAUCACAGAGGAAGGCUGUUCUUCUCUGGCCUCAGCACUGAACUCCAACCCCUCCCAUCUGAGAGAGCUGGACCUGAGCUACAAUCAUCCAGGAGACUCAGGAGUGAAGCUGCUGUCUGCUGGACUGGAGGAUCCAGACUGGAGACUGGACACUCUCAGGGUGGAGCCUGGUGGAGUCCAGUGUUUGACACCAGGUCUAUGGAGGUAUUCCUGUCAACUCACAAUCGACACAAACACAGUGAACAGAGAACUCAAACUGUCUGACAACAACAGGAAGGUGACAUGUGUGGAGGAGGAUCAGUCAUAUCCUGAUCAUCCAGACAGAUUUGAUCAGUGUUCUCAGCUGCUGUGUAGAACUGGUCUGACUGGUCGCUGUUACUGGGAGGUCGAGUGGAGAGGAGAAGUUCAUAUCUCAGUGAGUUACAGAGGAAUCAGAAGGAAAGGAGGCAGUGACUGUUGGUUUGGAUGGAACGAUCAGUCCUGGAGUCUGGACUGUUCUGAUGAUGGUCGUUACUCUGUCUGGCACAAUAAGACAAAAACACCUAUCUCCUCCUCCUCCUCUCGUCCUCUCCUCCCCUCCUUCUUUCGUUUCCUCUCUUCCUCCUCCUCCUCCUCCUCCUCCUCCUCUGUCUCUAACAGAGUAGCAGUGUAUGUGGACUGUCCUGCUGGCUCUCUGUCCUUCUACAGAGUCUCCUCUGACUCUCUGAUCCACCUCCACACCUUCAACACCACAUUCACUGAACCUCUGUAUCCUGGGUUUGGGUUCUGGUCCUGGUCCUCUGGUUCCUCAGUGUCUCUGUGUUGAGUGUAGCAGAGAGAGUCUCCUCCUGUUAGAGAUCAGUCCAGUCCAGGAUCACAGCAGCUGUUUGGUCAUGAACCACUUCCUCUGUAUAGUGACGGUUCGAUGCUUCUUUCAGCAACAAUAACUCAUGUAACUCAUGACUCACAAGAUGGCCGACUGGAUCAAAGACUCACAUGUGACGUCAACAACUCUUGAGAUGUUAACAACCCCAGUUUGAACCCCUGGUCUCCCCACCAGUCAGUUAGAACUGAAGAAUCUUUCAGAUGAGAGGUGGAACGUCUUCAAGAACCUCGAGAACAUCCAGUCAUAUAGAACUGAGAACGUGACACUUACUAUUCAUGAAAUGAAAGAUGAUGAGAUUGACAGGUGCAGCAUCAGAAGUAAUGUGGAUGCUGUAGCUGAGCCUGAAGGCAAAGCUCUCAAUGUAUAAUCUAUGUUCCAACCCUCACCUGUGGUCAUGAGCUUUAGGUAGUGACCAAAAGAAUUAGAUCGCAGAGACAAGUGGAAAUAAGUUUCCUCCACAGACCCAGAACUCACUGGAGAGAUUAAAUCCCAUCUGACCUGGGACCUCAGGAUCCCUCAGGAGGAGCUGGAAAAUGUUGCUGGGGAGAGGGAAGUCUGGAAUAGUUUGUUUAGCCUGCUGCCACUGUGACCUGACCCCAGAUAAGAUGGACGGAUGGGUUUAGGCAAAACCUAAGAAAUUAUCUUCAUUUUUCGUUUGUUGUCGUGAAAUUCUGAGUUUUCUCAUUGAAAAUGUUUCCAGUGUUUGUUUAAAGAACACACACACCACAGAAGUCAGUGAAACUCAUCCUGCAGAAACUUUAUAACAUCAGAUUUUCAUCAUGAAAUAUAAACACACACAGACAUCUUUGUUUUAAUGCUACAUCUUCCCUCUCAUCGUCCCCUUUCAAAAUAAAACAGUUAUUAUCUCUGUUCUGCAAAAACUCUAAAGACACAGAAAAAAGAGAUUUACACCUGAAAUCAGAGCCAGAAGAGGAGGAACAGUUUGUGCUUUCAGUGCAGUAAAGACAGAGUUCAGUUAGUAUUCAGUCAGUGCCCUGGUUCAGUCUGUUCACGUGUAUAUAUACUGUAUAUAUGUAGAACAUCCACAGAGGAAGAUCCACACAGCUUUGUGUUAUUUUACUGCUUCAUGUCCUGUUCAGCAGUUUCUGUGGGUUUCUGCAUCAAACCACCGUUAAAGCAGAACUCUGGUGUUUGGCUGAUCUGGGAGGAUUUUAACGGAUCAGGAUCAGUCAGUGACUCGUCUGUUGUGGGUUUGAGUGUCUGAGGAUCACUUCACGUCGAAUCCGUUCUCCAGUUCAACUUUAAUUCAUCUCAGAUCGAUCAUUUCAUUCCAACAUGUCAGAUACAGAUUUAAUGAUCAGGUCGAUAUAAGUCUCUGAUCAGACUCUGUAUCAGCAGAUAAUCAAUACUGAAAGACUCAGAUCACCUUUUUAUCCUCAGAGAGUGUUUGUGUGUUUUCAGAUUACAGUCCUCCUCCUCCUCCUCCUCCUCCUGGAGGCUGAUGUCUGUCUGAACCUCCUUCUUGUUCUUCUUUUGAAACUGCAGAGAAAAUAAAGAGAUUAAAAACUCAAUCAAAGCUCAAACUCCAACAAA
Messenger RNA from Lates calcarifer (barramundi perch), 6160 nucleotides. RefSeq names its product NACHT, LRR and PYD domains-containing protein 3. Lineage: Eukaryota; Metazoa; Chordata; Actinopteri; Centropomidae. The coding region runs from base 236 to 4546 and encodes 1436 amino acids. The transcript has 16 exons. Gene Ontology annotation, molecular function: protein binding. The record is from RefSeq and is a predicted model, not a curated record.